AUGGAGCACGCGUGGAGGUUGUUGAAGGAUGAACCUAAAUGGAAGGGGCAAGAAAUGAACAACUCUUCAAAGAGAUCAAAGAUAUCCUCUACCGGGACAUAUUCAUCGUCAUUUAAUCCAGAAAAUCCCAUAGAUUGUUCAGAAUACAACAGUGCAACUCAGACCGACCGCCCAGCAGGACAAAAGGUGGCAAAAAGGAAGGGCAAGUGA
Molecule: messenger RNA, 210 nt
Organism: Lathyrus sativus (Indian pea)
Lineage: Eukaryota; Viridiplantae; Streptophyta; Magnoliopsida; Fabales; Fabaceae
Source: the annotation of a GenBank genome assembly